GGGUUUCUCAUCUCACUUAGACAAAGCAGAAAAACGGUUUUUGGCUUUUCGCCGUAAGGACAGGACCCACACCAUGAUAUCUUCCCUUGGAGUCCUGCUGAUAUUAUUGCUCACACAACUGCCGUGGAUUCAAGCUGACUGCAGCAACAACGUCUUGUUCUUACGACAUCCUAACGAAGCUCUCUUAGGUCAUGUGAUCAAGACUAUUGAAGAGAAUUACAUGACGUGCAUCGAGAAGUGUAUAGAAACAAAUGGCUGUCGUUCUGUUAACUUCUGUCGAGACAACAACGGAAAGGAAACGUGCGAGUUGAACAGAUCAUCCAAAACCCUUCGACCUGACUCCAUUGUCUCUUAUUCCAGCUGCGAGUAUAACGAGAUAACGAGGAGAGACGACUGCACGUCACAAGUCUGCCUGGACAAACACCUCAGUGACAGGCACAGGUUCAAUUCAUCUUUGUUCCUCUUGGUGAAGGACCGAAUGACGUGGAACGAGGCACGGAUAUUCUGUCAAUCACUUCAAGGAGACUUGGCAUCAAUUGCGAGUCAGCAAGAAAAACAUUCUAUAGACUCGACACUUUUGCCGGCUACUCCACAAGGAAACGUAACAGAAACUAAACUGCUUGGUUUAUGGAAGCUGGAUGGUACGGACGCCGAUCAAGAAAUAAGAUUCCACGGCAAAGCUCAAAUCAAGUCUGUUGAUGGAUACAAAGCUUUGUACCUUGAUGGAAAGAACACAAGCUUCGCCACCACGCCUACCAUGGGCUUGCUCAGACGUAGCUUCAGUAUCGGGGCCUGGGUCAAGCUCCUAAAACCAGCCUCUUCUGGUCUUAUCUUUGGUGACUGGUCGUCAACUUAUCAGUUCUCUGUACUGGUGAAUGACAAUGGUACUGUUUCUGCGCACGUUCAUAUUGAUCCCGACGUGUUUGUUCAAGUGAACUACAGCUCGAUCCCUUUCAAUGUUUGGGUUCACGUGAUGUUUUCCUGGGCUAAAAAUCUCAGGGCUUUGCACAUCCGAAUCAACGGUAAACAGAAGGCUUUACAAAUAGUUCCAGGCAAUUUUAGCAUCAAAAGGCUUAUAAAAAGAAGUACACAGAACUACUACAUUGGACUUGAAAGAAACAGAAGUACUGUCUUUCACGGAUACUUAAGAGAGUUGGCUGUUUAUUUCUGGAGUGCUGAAGAUGACAUCAUUGCCGCCAAACGAAUUGGGAGAUGGGACAAAUUUAAUGGCGUGUGGAUUGGCCUAAACGACUUGAACAAAGAAGGAAACUUUGUAUACAGCGAUGGGUCAGAAGUGACCUACAAGAACUGGAAUAAAGACGAACCGGAUGAUUUUGCAAAUUUUCAAGAUUGUGCGGCUAUUUUACUUUCAAACGAUAAAUAUUCCUGGUCCGACCAACCUUGCGGGCUGGAACUGCCCUUCAUUUGCCGUAAAAAGGAAUAGACGUCAUUUGCAUGCGGUUAAACUUUUUAUCAUUUAAUAUCUUUAAUUUAUAUAAGACACUUUGUUUGGAGACCAGCUCUGUUGUAAUCCAAGAGAUAGUCCUACUGCAUGAAACAAUCAUUUAUAACAACAUGAUAAAAAUCAUUUAUUUAUAAUGUGUUCAAGGUGAUUUGGAAUCUAGGCGCGCAAUACGCUUUGUUUGUGGCAGCGAAGAUUUCUAAGCAUUUUCCCACGUCAACAACAAACUCAAAAUGUGCUGACUUUUAAAUGACAUUUGGUGAGUUUUCUACCAAUGAGAAUUUUCUUUAUUUUCGGGUGAAAGCUGCAUGCUGUUUUCUCAAGCCGAAAACCCGGAAUUAGGAAAUAUCGAGUAACGAACAAAAGGCCUUGGUCAUAGAGAUAGAGAGACUGAAAAUAUACCUGAAUAAUUAGUCAACGACUUUACAAAAAUAUCCCGUUAUUACAGUUAAUGUACUAAAAAAAGCAUGUAACGCAAUAACGUAAAGCUUUGUAAUAAAGAUUUCUUUCUUUUC
This is a messenger RNA of Actinia tenebrosa (Australian red waratah sea anemone), 1977 nucleotides long. RefSeq lists its product as uncharacterized. The record is from RefSeq and is a predicted model, not a curated record. Lineage: Eukaryota; Metazoa; Cnidaria; Anthozoa; Actiniaria; Actiniidae.